Molecule: messenger RNA, 864 nt
Organism: Dovyalis caffra
Lineage: Eukaryota; Viridiplantae; Streptophyta; Magnoliopsida; Malpighiales; Salicaceae
Source: the annotation of a GenBank genome assembly
AUGAAGGGCACAUCCAAGGUGAUAAUGGGAGCAACACUGGCAAUGGUGGCGAGCCUUGCCAUAGUGUUGGCCCUAGUUCUGGUGCUGCUAGCUGAGCUUUACUGCAGUCUCUUGCUUCGCCGACGUCAACUAAGAAUCACCUCCAACACCAGCACCACUUCUGCCACCAUAACCACCACAUCGACCACCAAUAAUUCCUUCUCAGAGUCUCCACAACCCCAAAACCAAUCACCUUCUCUCCCUCUCUCCAGCUACUAUGCUCAAGGGGUUCUGCAGGCUCCCAGAAGUUUAUUAUUUCCUGCAGUUCCGUCCAAUAAAGAAAGCAAGGUGGUGGAAACAAGAAACGAACACUCCCAACUUCAUCAUGUUCUUGAAGUCCAUACCGAAGAAUCAAACGCAAGCCUCAGCCCCCAACAAAUUGGUCUCAUAAACACUUCACCUCCAUCAACUGCCUUUGUAUCUUCAACCCAUCAAAUCCAAGAAAUCCCAAAUCAAAUUAGAAGUAGCAAUGCUUGUAACGACAAGGAAUGGGCUGGUUGUGGAGAACAUUUUGUUUACAUAUCCAAUCCCAUUUACGAUAAUGAUGCAAGCAGAGCGAGCAGGGUGGAUACUCCAUAUGAAACUCCCGAUUCAUCGCCAUCACGUUUGGAAAUAGUAGGUUCUAGUUCAGGUGAAGAAGAAAUAGCCCUACCAUCCCCAUCUACACCUCCAUUGACUCCAAUGAAGAAGCUCCCAGCUGAGGCUUGUUCAGUUUCAUUGAGAGAUACAAGGUCUUUGGGUACUUCAGGAAGUGAUUCUGUUAGUAACAAUGUCCUCUCAUCAUCAUCAUCCUCAGGGUCUCCAUGCACAUCUCCUUCGUGGUGA